CGCAGGGCGGAGUGCGGGCGGAAGUCGGUGUCUGCGGAGAAGAGAAAGGAAAGACAGCCGCGGUGAGGCUGGGAUCCCGCUGGGGGCGCCGCCUCCUCCCCACCCUCGCUGGAGGAUGGAAGUGACGACAGCUGCAGCGGAGGUCACUUCCUGCUGGGGUGGAUGAGGAGGAGCCGGAGACGCCGCGGAGGAGACCCGACCGAACGCGGACCGAGCCGGGCAGCGCAGGAGGGCAAAAAUGAAAGCAGGCUGUAGCAUCGUGGAAAAGCCAGAAGGAGGUGGAGGGUAUCAGUUUCCUGACUGGGCCUACAAAACAGAGUCCUCCCCAGGCUCCCGGCAGAUCCAGCUGUGGCAUUUCAUCCUGGAGCUGCUGCAGAAGGAAGAGUUCCGCCAUGUCAUCGCCUGGCAGCAGGGAGAGUACGGGGAGUUUGUCAUCAAGGAUCCAGAUGAGGUGGCCCGCCUCUGGGGCCGCAGGAAAUGCAAACCACAGAUGAAUUAUGACAAGCUUAGCCGGGCCCUCAGAUACUAUUAUAACAAGAGGAUCCUUCAUAAAACAAAAGGGAAAAGGUUUACUUAUAAAUUUAACUUUAACAAGCUGGUGAUGCCCAACUACCCAUUCAUCAACAUUCGAUCAGGUGGUGUGGUUCCUCAGAGUGCGCCGCCAGUGCCAACCGCGUCCUCCCGCUUCCACUUCCCACCUCUGGACACCCACUCUCCAACCAGUGAUGUGCAGCCAGGGCGGUUCUCAGCCAGCUCCCUGACUGCGGCUCGCCAGGAGUCCAGCAAUGGCACUGAUAGGAAGGUGGAGCUUUCAGAGCUGGAGGAUGGCCCCACUGCUGACUGGCGCCGGGGUGUUGAUCUUAUGUCCUCUCGGAAUGCAAUCGGAGGAGGGAUUGGCCACCAGAAACGCAAGGCUGACAUAAUGCUUCCUCUUUUCACAAGGCCAGGGAUGUACCCUGACCCACACAGUCCCUUUGCUGUUUCUCCAAUCCCUGGCCGAGGAGGUGUCCUUAACGUCCCCAUUUCGCCAGCCCUUUCCCUGACUCCUACAAUCUUCUCCUAUAGCCCUUCACCAGGACUGAGCCCUUUCACCAGCAGCAGUUGCUUCUCCUUCAACCCAGAGGAAAUGAAACACUACCUUCAUUCUCAAGCCUGUUCGGUGUUCAACUACCAUCUGAGUCCUCGGACUUUCCCCCGUUACCCAGGGCUCAUGGUUCCACCGUUACAAUGCCAAAUGCAUCCUGAGGAGUCAACUCAGUUUUCUAUCAAGCUGCAGCCUCCACCCAUUGGGCGCAAGAACCGGGAAAGGGUAGAGAACAACGAGGAGCCUGCACCUGUCUCUGCACCCACCAUAGCACCUGUACUGCCACGAGUUAAGGUAGAGCCCACCUCUGCCACCUCUGAGAAGGAUCCCGAGAGCCUCAGGCAGUCAGCCCGAGAGAGGGAGGAGCACUGUCAAGAAGAGGGUGCAGUGCUGAGCAGGACCACAGAAGAGGGGAAAGGCCCCAUCUUUGCCUGCCCCACCGCCCCGCCCGCCUGGCCCUCUGUACCCAUUAGCACCCCAAGCGAAGAACCCCUAGAGGUGACUGAAGACAGUGAGGACAGGUCUGGCAAAGAGCCCAGCGCUCCUGAGAAGAAAGAAGACGCUCUGAUGCCCCCCAAGCUUCGGUUGAAACGGCGCUGGAACGAUGACCCUGAAGCCCGGGAGCCGCCAAGUAAGAAUGGCAAGUUCCUCUGGAAUGGAUCAGGACCCCAGGGCCUGGCAGCAGCAGCCGCUGAUGCAUAGAACUGCAAGUGUGUUGGGAGCUGUCUUUAUUCUCAUGAAAUACAUACCUGUAUUUAUGUAGCAGAUCUGGGGGGAGGGGGGAGGGAAUUAGACUGGUUUGAGCAUUCUGGGGCAUAGACUUGUACUUUACGUUGGGGAUGGGAUGGGUUUCUUCUGUUGUAAAUUAGGUGGGGUGUGAACACUUUUCCUGGUGAAUAGGACACAGGGAGGGUAUUGAACUGAAGGGGGAAGGAACCUGUUUCCUGUUUGAGGCUUACACUUCCUGACAAGGAAACUCCUAGAGGGCCCAGGUACUUUGCUCCUGUGGUAGUUCACGUUCUAGACUUUUCUUUUGUAUUUAUAUAUAAAAAGCCAUUAAUGAGUUUAUUUUGCUCUGAGAGAGACACAUAAAAGGGAAAAGGUCAUGGUUAGGAGGUUGGCAGUGAGGGGUCGUUAAUACUAUUUUGCCUGAAAUGUUUCUCUAUAAUUAUUUCAGGGGAAGAAUAAGAUUGUCUCAGUCCUGCUGGAGCAGGGGGCUAUUCAGAUGGUCUUUUUUCUUUUCUUACUUUCUUCUUUCUUUUGCUGUUGUUUGGUGUUUUUCUUUUCCUUAAAAAAAAAAGUGUCAGGAUACAAGAGCAUCCUGCCAAGUAGAGUUAGGUAGGAGGACACAGGAGCUGCACCCUGGGAUGCAGAGCUGAGGCGGAAAGCCUGCUGCGAGUCCCUUGGACUUUUCACCUACUUCACCUACUAAGAAGCCAUGAGGAGUUAUAAACUCUUGUUCAGGGAAGAAAAAAGAGGGCAGGAGGAAGUAACCCAAUGCCUUUAAAAACAAAUGAAAAAAGCGAUCCUCAUUUUUCCUUUUCCAUUAUGGGUUUGGGGAGCCAAACCAGAGUGUGACUGAGCAGGUUCAGCGAGAGGCGUGACAGUGUUGUUGAAGAUGUCUGUCCAUUGUGUCUGGUUCUCUUAUCGUUUUCCUAAGUCGAGCCUUAACUAUGAACAUACUUCAAGAUGAUACGGGUCUGUCAGCGUAAACCUGUACAGGGCAUGGACAACUUUUCAGAUAAUCCUGGAAUGCAGAGACAUGGUUAAACUCCAGCUGAUGUUUAGUCUUUCCCUCUUGAUGUUACUGGGAUAGGUAGCAAAAGGACAAGAUUGUGGGAGCUACAGGCAAGUGAAAUGGAGAAAUACAGAAGAUACUGGGGGACAAGUGGAUGUUUGUGGGCCCUGAAGGAAGAGGUGGGAAGAAGAUAUGGAAGGUGCCAAAUGCCAAGAGGCCUGUGUGAGGGAAGGGGGUGGUAUCCUGUUGUGGGGGUGCCAUUUUUGUCAUCCCCAUUUGCCCAGAUUGUUCCAGUCUCCUGAGUAGUUCACUAUCUUGCACAAGACUCUGGUUUGCAACAUUGAGGAAUUGUUUGUUCAUGGGAAUCCCUUCCAGCAACUUCAAAGAAGUAGGAAAGUAUUGAUCUUAAGUGAAGCAAAAGACUAGGACUAGGGGCAGAAAGAAGCAGCAGCCACCACACUGUGUGUGUGUGUGUGCACCUCCAGGGGCCUAGCAUGUGGAGACACCUAGCUGUGGCUCAGAUCUGCCUGGCAGCAGUGCGGCAGGGAGAGAAGUAACUGCACAUCUGUUGAGGGCAAGGGGAGGCAUAAGAGUGGUGUCUAGGGCCUGGACAAAUUCCUGGCUCCACCUUGGCUUAAGAGAACUCUAAGGAAUGUAUAGGGUUAUCCUUUAAUUUUAGUUUUAACUGAAGUGCAUGCAUGAGAGAAGGGCUCAGGAGGGUAAGAACAAGUGAGAGACACCCUGGAUGGCCUGGGAUGACUUGAGUCCAUCAUGCUGUGUCUUGGCAGGUGUCCUCCCCUUUGUUUGAUCCAAAUUCCAUGAGUGACUCAUCAUUCCCCAGGAAAGGGACUAAGACAGUGGUCCCUAAAGACUCAGGCUUGGGUCAGGCUGCAAAGGGCUCCCCAGGUAGGCUGCCUUUGGUGGCCUGUGGUUCUGUCAGUUUCCUUUUUUGCCCCGACUUACCUCUGAAUAGGAAAGCAAGCCUGGCAGGUGGAGGAGGGCUCUCUGCUUGGCAUUGCCUGAUCUAACCAGGGAGACCAGCUGGCCACCCACUGCCCUCUUCAGGGUAGGGCCAGCAGGUGUCGGUAUGAACUCAGGAAUUGAAACACGAGGCCUUUAAAAUAAGAGAGGGAGAGAAAUUCAUGAUGCAUACCUGUAACCCCCUAAAACACAAGUGCCAGAAUAAAUUCCUAGAUGCUGCUUCUGUUUGAACAAAAAAGUCACUGCUUUUACACUUGAAAAAACACUCGAAAAAUGUUCAACUCCAUGAAAAAUGUUUUUUGGCUUUAAGAAAUUGUUUGGUUUGUAACUUUCCUUUGCUAUUCCACCAGUAAUUGUCAGUUGAUUUGCACUGGAGUAGGGUUGGGAGGAGGGUCUUCACACAAGCCACACUUGGGCUUGCUCAGGAAGUGGACCAGAGCAUGUGGAGAUCCUUGAUACUUCCUGGGGCAAAAGAGAGUUUUUCUUCCCCAACCCACUCCUAGCAGUGCCUGUCACCUGGUGCAAAACCAGGUCUUUCUCUUCCAUGAGCAUCUCAUCACUGUCCAGCAGCAGGUGGAAAAGGGGGGCAAAAAGUGGACCUACUUUGUCUCCCACACAUUUUCCGAAUUUUGCUGUGCCAAAUGUUUAAAACUUUACAAAUACAAACCUAUUGAAAUUUCAUUAAUCAAGAACUUGUUCAUGAAAAAUGUUUGCUUUUUUAGCUAUAGAAAAAACAGCAGAGAUCUCUUAAUGGCAUCCAGCCUUGCUGAGCUCACCUUUUCUCCUAAAGGAUGGGUAGGAGCAAAUACAGUUCACCAAGUUCCUUCACCCUGGUUGUCAGACUGUACUGCAUUAAAUCCAGCUCACUACUUCAGGGAAGGACUGCACCCUAGUGACCCAUGGGCCAAGAAACCUUCAGAAGCAUUAAAAACACCACUUCUCACCAAGUGGUUCGAGUCAGUUGGCUGUUUGUCCCUUGUUUAUUUAUUCCAUAAUUAUGUUUGUGUUUUUUGUUUUGUAAGCAGUAAUGGAACAUAGUUUUAUGUGGUUGGAAAGAAAACUUUGAUUUAGUCUUUUAAGAUUGUUCCAUUUUUAGUUUCUUGAGGCGGGGAGUUAGCAGUUAAUUUGUUUUUAAAUAUUUAGGCAUUCACUGAUUUAUAAAAUUGUGAUGCAGGGAUUUCCGAGUGAGACAUUCACAUGUGAAAGAUGACUUUGUUAGUUAUCCGCUUAAGCAAAAUAGUGUGUAUAUGUACAUAAAAUGUAAGUAAUCUUAACUCCAUUGUGCAGUGCCUUUUAGAUGUUCCGCUUUCUAUAAAGUCUUCAAAAUUUUGCAUAUAUAUUAUAUAUAUGAUGUAAUGUUAUAGAAGUAUAUGUAUAAUAUACAUAUUUUUUCCAGGGGUAUCUGAUAGCUCUGUAUUUUGUUAUGGAAGUUGAAAGAAAAAAGUAUUUUACCUCAGAAAUUAAAGUUAAAUAAAAAAGAAAAAAGUACUUUUAA
Chinchilla lanigera (long-tailed chinchilla) is the source of this 5298-nucleotide messenger RNA. RefSeq names its product ETS translocation variant 3. The transcript has 5 exons. The coding region runs from base 239 to 1786 and encodes 515 amino acids. Gene Ontology annotation, biological process: cell differentiation; regulation of transcription by RNA polymerase II. Lineage: Eukaryota; Metazoa; Chordata; Mammalia; Rodentia; Chinchillidae. The record is from RefSeq and is a predicted model, not a curated record. Gene Ontology annotation, molecular function: sequence-specific DNA binding; DNA-binding transcription factor activity, RNA polymerase II-specific. Gene Ontology annotation, cellular component: nucleus.